AUGGCGUCAGCCGACGCGAUCGACGCUGCCAUGGAGGGCGCGACCAAGCCCCCGGAGGGUGUCGUUCUGCCUCCCAAAGAAAUCCGCGGCAUCGUCGAGAAGACGGCGGGCUAUGUCGCUCGCAACGGCGCAGUGUUCGAAGACCGCAUCCGCGAGAAAGAAACCUCCAACCCCAAGUUCUCCUUCCUGAAGCAGGGCGAUGCCUACAACCCAUACUACGCGUGGCGCGUCAGUGAGAUCAAGCAAGGCCGAGGAACCGCAGUCUCAGCGGGACGGGUCGGUGAGGUCUCGCAGACGCCGAAGCCCACGGGCCCGCCAGAACCACCGCAGUUUCACUUCUCCGCACGUAUGCCAAACAUCAGCGCGCAGGAUCUGGAGGUGGUGAAACUAACUGCUCUCUUUACCGCAAAGAAUGGUCGCUCGUUCCAGACGCAGUUGGCGCAGCGUGAAGCCAGUAAUUACCAGUUCGAUUUCUUGCGCCCGCAGCACAGCCUCUACCAGUUCUACAGUCGCUUGGUGGAACAGUACAAGGAGCUCUUGGAGGGAAUGAUGGUGGAAGAUGGCAAGCCGGAGAAGGAAAGAGUGGCGCAGCUGCAGGAGAACUCGACGAACAGGUUUCACAUGCUGGACAAGGCGAGGGAUCGCGCCGAAUGGGUCAAGUACCAGGAGCAGCAGAAGCAAAAGAAGGAGGAGGCCGACGAGAAGGACAGGAUGGCAUACGCCGAGAUUGACUGGCACGACUUUGUCGUCGUCGAGACGGUCCUCUUCACCGAGGCCGACGACCAGACGGAGCUGCCGCCUCCCCCGUCACUCUCAGACCUGCAGUCGGCGUCACUGGAGCAAAAGGCCGCCAUGUCGCUCGCGCCGCACAACAUGCGCAUCGAGGAAGCCAUGCCGACCGACGAUGAGACGGCCAACUACUACAACCAGACGGCGCCUCCGGUACAGAUGCCGCCCCAGCAGCUGCCAUACAGCCCGCAGCCGCCCAUGACGCCGGCGUUUGCGCCUCCCCCGGCCCCGGCCCAAGAGACCGACGAAGAGCGCUUCAUCCGCGAGAGAGCCGAGCAGCGCGACCGCGCGCAGCAGGCCCAGGCCGCGGCCAAGAGCGCGCCCGGCCAGAUGAAGAUCAGGUCCGACUACGUGCCCCGCGCGCAGGCGAAGCGCCAGAAUGUGCAGAUGGCCCUGUGCCCCAACUGCAAGCAGCAGAUUCCGUUCGACGAGCUGCAGCAGCACAUGCGAAUCGAGCUCCUCGACCCCCGCUGGAAAGAGCAAAAAGCAAAGGCCGACUCGCGCUACGCGACGACCAACCUCUCGACCUCGGACGUGGCCAACAACCUCAAGCGCCUGGCGUCGCAGCGCAGCGACGUCUUCGACCCCGUCACGGGCCAGCAGAUCUCGCCCGAGGAGGAGGAGCGCCGCAAGCGCGCCGCCACGAGCUACAGUGGCCAGCCUGGCGCUAAUGACGCUGCUCGUCUUGCUCAGAUGCAGGGCAUGAAUGUCGAGGAGCAGAUUAGGCAGAUUCACCAGAAGUAUAGGCAGUGA
Molecule: messenger RNA, 1542 nt
Organism: Aplosporella prunicola CBS 121167
Lineage: Eukaryota; Fungi; Ascomycota; Dothideomycetes; Botryosphaeriales; Aplosporellaceae
Exons: 2
Coding region: 1-1542 (513 amino acids)
Biological process (GO): regulation of alternative mRNA splicing, via spliceosome; mRNA cis splicing, via spliceosome
Cellular component (GO): catalytic step 2 spliceosome; U2-type prespliceosome; U2 snRNP
Molecular function (GO): RNA binding
Source: RefSeq, a predicted model, not a curated record